AUGGGGGAUGAAAGAAAUUUUCGUUCAGCUUAUUAUGAAAAAGUAGGAUUUAGAAGUGUAGAAGAAAAGAAAUCUUUGGAAAUUCUGCUAAAGGAAAAGCCACUGGAUUGUGAAAAGUUGAAACAGUUCUGCCUGAGGUACUGUGUCCCAACGUGCUACAGAAAUUUAGUAUGGAAAUUGCUUUUAGGUAUAAUUCCGGUACAUAUGGACUCCCAUAAUUUUGUUAUAGAACAGAGGAAACAAGAGUAUCAAGAAUUGUAUAGAGCACUAACAGUAAUGAGAAUAAUUGAUUCAAAUACACCCAAACCUCAAGUAAUUUCAGCCAUGUGUUCUUUGAGAUCUGGAAAUUUUGCAAUAGAUUCAAAUAUAGUUACAACAAGACCAUUUGACUGUAUCGUUUAUGCUUUUAUGGAGUACUCUGAUGAUGACGCUGAUAUUUUUUGGAUGUUUAAAAAUUUUUGGGAAAGUGUUCAAAAAUUUCACCCAGAAUUGGACAAAUUGGUAGAAAAAACAUUCUUUAUAUUGGAAAAAGAAGAUCCUGCGUAUUAUAGGAUCAUAAAAAAGAAUGAUUUAUUCAAGAAUUUGCCUGUGGAUAUGUGGAUAGAUUGCUGUUUUGCUGGAGUUUUAAAAGAUAUGUUUGUGGAAAAAAUCUGGGACAAAUUUCUUGGAGGAUCCUACCUAAUAUUUGUGUUUGCAUCAGUAAUGCUUUUAAUGACAUUGAGAGGAAGAAUUACAAAUUGUACAAGCCUUGCAGCUACACAUGAAUUUGUAAAAUGUCUUCCGGAUGAAACUGCUGGUAUUAUCACAAACAAGGCUAUUGAAUUAUGGCAAAACUAUGGUAGUCCUCUUACGCUACACGAUAAACUUAAACCGUAGUUAACAGAUUUCAACUAUUUUCUACUACAACUUCAACCAAGUAUGGGCAAAUUUCACAUUUACUAUUUUCAUGAAAUGAAAAACAUUUCACUUGGAGCGUCUUCAAGAACUCCUGUGAAGUAUUAUGAUAUCUGAUUUCACUUGUAAAAACCACUGUAACAAAAGUUUUAAUCAUCCGUCAACUUUGUAGUUGAUACAAAAUAGAAAAAAAUUAUUUUGUCUGUUUUUUUUCUUAGCUUAUGAUUUUUAUUUUCAAAAUACAAAUAUUCAGGUCGCUAAAAUGAAGGUACAAAUAUAUAGGUUUCAUCUUUUAUAGUGAUAAUUUUUUGAAAAAAAUAAAAUGGUUUUCAUAGUAUAGGCGUUUUCAAUGAAGGAUGACUCUAUUAUUGAUAAGGCCUCUCCAUAAACUAAAUGUUGGCGGUACUUUUAUGUGCAUAUCAUAAAGAAGAUUUUCUAUACUAUAUGCCUUUCGAAUAAUUUGAUAAGAAACUUAUAAAAAAUAAAUUUUUGUUUACUUCCACAAUUUCACAGAAGGUAUUGAACAACUAUCAUUUUACCCUCUACUUACAUGUGAGUUUGGAAUGUUUCAAGGGGUGAAGGAUUCAACUCCUAUCAGUUCGAUUGGACUUUUCUGUACUACAUCAACAUGAUAGAAAUGGAUAUUACUUUUAGGAAAGGGUUUAAUUGAUGAAGUAUGUUAAAACGGGGGAUAUUGGUGAUGAGUGGGAACUAAUGGAUAAAAAUGCACAUGUAUCGUAAUGAAAUAAUGUUUGACCUGUACAAUAAAAAGAUGAAAUUUUUUUAAUGACAAAGGUGUUAUUAUUAUAACUCUUAAACUACUUGUUUAAGGAAAAUCUGUAGAAUGCAUUCCCAAAAGGUAAUAUAUUGCAGUAUUUUGUCGUAGUCUUUGAAAUGAAAAAACUGUUGCCAUGAAUGCCUACUCUGGUACAUGAAAAAAAAAUGGAAAUUUAUUAAUAUUAAAUGUGUUAGUAAUGUAAAAAAUUAUUAAAUAAUG
Molecule: messenger RNA, 1891 nt
Organism: Diorhabda sublineata
Lineage: Eukaryota; Metazoa; Arthropoda; Insecta; Coleoptera; Chrysomelidae
Gene: TBC1d7
Product: TBC1 domain family member 7
Exons: 3
Coding region: 1-876 (291 amino acids)
Biological process (GO): negative regulation of TOR signaling; activation of GTPase activity
Molecular function (GO): GTPase activator activity
Source: RefSeq, a predicted model, not a curated record